CAUUAAUUUGCCUGCAGCCUAUUGAAUAGCUAUAAAAAGAAGCAAUGAGAUGCAACUGUUCAACAGUCUGUAAAAUGAAGUUAACGUUGCUUUUUCUUGCAAGCUACAUUGCGCUGGGAACAGCAGUUCCAGAGAGAGGUUUGUUCCUGAACCUGGGAAAUGGAGAGCUUUGCGUUGGAAGCUUUCAGUGCAAGAGCCAUUGCUGUCAAAGAGACACUGGACUGAGUCUUGCAAGGUGUGCCAGUAAAGGUGCUGAAAGAAGCUCCUGCCUCGAAUCAUGUAGGUGGUCAACAUUACUUUCACUCAUUAAAAUUCUCUUGUAUAAUGUUUAUUACAAAUGUCCCUGCGAAGGUGGCCUAAAAUGUGACGGUGAUAAAUCGAUCAUCGGAUCCAUAACCAACACGAACUUUGGUACUUGCAAGGACCCCAACAGUAUUGCGUAAGCAGUCCAAACAGAAAAUGCAAUAAAGAUCUUUCCUCCAUCAUCAUACUUCACUUGUCUCAAUGCCAACUUGUAAUGCCUACGCCUGAAUGUCACAAAUACGGCUCUAAUCAAAACAUGAACGUAAAGUUGAAAAUGAUGCAGCUCUCUGAUCUCCUGAGGUUUUGCCAUCAUAUUUCAUCUUUUAAAAAAAAGCCAUCGUUUUACUAAUUAAAUCCA
Leucoraja erinaceus (little skate) is the source of this 661-nucleotide messenger RNA. Its product is annotated as colipase-like. Gene Ontology annotation, biological process: digestion; lipid catabolic process. The coding region runs from base 45 to 443 and encodes 132 amino acids. The record is from RefSeq and is a predicted model, not a curated record. Lineage: Eukaryota; Metazoa; Chordata; Chondrichthyes; Rajiformes; Rajidae. The transcript is spliced from 3 exons. Gene Ontology annotation, cellular component: extracellular region. Gene Ontology annotation, molecular function: enzyme activator activity.